Molecule: messenger RNA, 4438 nt
Organism: Chironomus riparius
Lineage: Eukaryota; Metazoa; Arthropoda; Insecta; Diptera; Chironomidae
Source: the annotation of a GenBank genome assembly
UUCUAAUCUCACUUUAGAGAUAACAGUUAUAUAGCCAUUGAUAAGAAAAAUUGUCGAGAUAAACUUCCUCAAUUUUGUGUUUACAAAAAUAUGAGAAUGUUAAUGCAAGAUCCAAUUAUCGGUAAUUAUAUCCAUUGAAACUGGAUGUUUGUUUGGAAUAACUAUAUUUGAUCAUAAUGAUUGAAAAAAACUGAUGACAUAUCAAUAAACUCGAACUGCUCUUCAUAUAAGUAAUAUUCAUAUAAACCAUAUGUUCUGUGCCUAGCAAUUCUCUUUUAUUACUCUGCUGCAUAUCUCAUUUACGUUGAACAUUAUGCCUGGGUUGUAUCUAACCGAACGAUUAUAAAAAAGCUUUCUCUCCUCUCUUCAUCUCCAUAAAAUAAUAUCAUUUAAUAAUACGGAAUAUUGUGAAUUGGUGACUUUCUUUUACUCACAGUAAAUGUUAGACCGUCGUAUAGUUAAAACGUACAAAAAUUGUAUUAUCAAGUAUCGCAUUUAUUAGUUCUUAAUUGCCGAUCAAGUAUUUUUCGGGCAAAAAUGUUUGUUAAAAGAAGAAAAGUUGUUAACUUCAACAAUAAUGACAUGCUGGAUAACAACAAUUUCCCAAUCUUUAAUCACAAAAUACUGACAAGGUUCUGUCUUAAGCAUAAAAGUAAUUGCGACGGGUGUUCUGAACAGUGCCUUCAAGUAGCAACGAAUGUCACUGAGCAGAAGCAUCAUGUUACACGUGAAGUAAGAGGACAGAAUUUGGGCUUAUGUCGUGGCUUCCGUGGAUGUACAGUUUGGUUAACAGGCUUGUCUGGUGCUGGAAAGACAUCAAUUGGAUUUGAAUUGGAAGCGUUUUUAGUGUCAAAAGGCAUUCCAUCAUAUGGCCUUGACGGAGAUAAUAUUCGUACUGGGUUAAACAAGAAUUUGGGAUUCUCGCAAACUGAUCGUGAAGAGAAUAUUCGUAGAGUUGCAGAAGUGGCAAAAUUGUUCGCUGACAGCGGCGUUGUAACUAUUUGUUCCUUCGUAUCACCAUUCUCUGAAGAUCGUGACAUGGCACGAAGAAUUCAUAAGGAAGCCGAUUUGAAAUUUUACGAAGUUUUUAUCGAUACACCUUUAUCAGUUUGUGAGUCGCGUGAUGUCAAAGGUCUUUAUAAGAAAGCUCGUGAAGGUGCUAUCCAGGGAUUUACAGGUGUUACGCAAGCUUAUGAAGCCCCUGAACAACCUGAUUUGAUUGUCAAAACAGAAGAACUUACCAUCCAAGAAUCAACUGCUAAAGUUGUCGAGCUUCUUGUCUCUGAAAAUAUCAUACCAAAGUCAAUGAAUGAUUUUGAUGGCGUUAGGGAACUGUUAGUUCCAGCUCACAGAAGUGAUGCCCUUAAAAGUGAAGCACAAACAUUGCAAACGCUAGAAAUAAGUACGUUAGACUUACAAUGGCUACAAGUAUUAGCUGAAGGAUGGGCAUCACCUUUAAGUGGAUUCAUGCGUGAAAAAGAAUACUUACAAGCACUCCAUUUCAAUUGUUUAUUAACCGAUGAAGGAACUGUCGUUAAUCAUUCCAUUCCUAUUGUCUUACCAUUAACUGAAGCUGAUAAGAAUCGACUUAAAGACGUUAGUGCUUUUACACUUACUUACGAAAAGAAACCAGUUGCGAUUUUACGCAAUCCAGAAUUUUAUUUCCAACGAAAGGAAGAAAGAGUUAGCAGACAAUUUGGUACGAGUAAUCCCGAUCAUCCUUACAUCAAUUUGAUUAUGGAGUCGGGCGAUUAUCUCGUCGGUGGAGAUAUUGAAGCAUUAGAAAGAAUAAAGUGGAAUGACGGUUUAGAUGAUUACAGACUAACGCCAAAUGAAAUCCGUAAGAAAAUUAAUGAUAUUGGUGCUGAUGCUGUUUUCGCAUUUCAAUUAAGAAAUCCUAUUCAUAAUGGACAUGCCUUAUUAAUGAAAGAUUGUAAGAGACAGUUAUUAGAUCAGGGAUAUAAAAACCCCGUUCUUUUACUUCAUCCAUUGGGUGGCUGGACAAAAGAAGAUGAUGCACCGUUAGAUGUUCGUAUGGCUCAACAUCAAGCUGUUCUUGAUGCUGGAAUUUUAGAGCGCGAGAGUACAAUUAUGGCAAUUUUCCCAUCUCCAAUGAUGUAUGCAGGUCCAACAGAAGUUCAAUGGCAUGCAAAGUCAAGAAUGAAUGCUGGUGCUAAUUUCUAUAUUGUAGGACGUGAUCCAGCAGGAAUGGCUCAUCCAAAUAAGGAACUUUAUCCUGAUGGCAAUUUAUAUGAUGAUUCACAUGGCAGUAGAGUACUUAAAAUGGCACCAGGACUUGAUUCCAUUGUUAUUCUUCCAUUUAAAGUUGCAGCUUAUGAUAGAUCCGUUGGUGAAAUGGCUUUCUUUGAUCCAAAACGUAAGGAUGACUUUUUAUUCAUUUCUGGCACAAAAAUGAGAGGAUUUGCAAGAAACGGAGAACUUCCACCUGACGGAUUCAUGGAACCAAAAGCUUGGAGUAUUCUCGCUGACUAUUAUAAAUCCCUCGCCAAGAAUUAAAUUUAUUUCUAUUUCCAUUCACUUCCCUAACAAGCAACGAGCAUAAAUUCUUUUAAACUCUCUACAGACAAAUAGAUUUCAUAUGAUCAGCAUGCUUAAAAAGUUUUUUGACUUGGGGAACAACCAUAUUGAACCAUAUAUAAUAUUAACAUGCUCAUUGCUUGUUAGGUACUGUACUAAUUUAAUAUAGUAUUCACCAUUUUAAAUGUCCUGCUUUUAUAUAUUUUUAACUUAUUGUAAUGUCAUUAAUUAUACUUUUAAAGAAAAAUGAAUGACUUUAGUCAAUCCAUAUAACAAAGAGAGAAAUUUUUUAUAAUAUAUUAAACGAAUUAAAGAAAAAAUUUUUAUUCUGAUAUUUGACAAACGUAAGGACAUAUGUAUAAUAAGGUUCAAUAAUGUCUAGUUAAAACAAAUAAAAAAAAAAAAAAAAGAGUUUUUUCAAUGAAAUGAAAAAUAACAAAAAUAUCAAGUGCACAUAUGUUAUGCUAUAUACUUAUAAGAAGAAUAAGAUCAUUAAUAAAUGUUUACUUUUAAAUUUAAUCAUCAAGUUUGAAAUCAGCUUCCGAUGAAAUGACACCACAGUUGUAAAAUAUCUCACAGACGAAAUUCUUAAUGAGUUUACUUUCAGGAACAUGAUCAGAAUCGCUUUCAUAAAAAUGAUGAGUGAUUUUUCUUGCCAUUAAUUUAAAUAAGCCUUUUGGGUCCGGUCCUGUGAUUUUCUUCUCGCGAUAAAAGGUAUUGAGUGAAUUAACAACAAUUUCGGAUAUUUUAUUUUUAUUGCGCUUUCUUUUCUUCUCCGUAUCGUCCGAACCCGAUGAUGCUGUUGCUGUCAACAUAUCUGAUGCUUUUCGAAAAUCAUUUUCCAUUCGGAUCUUCUUGAUUGGACUCUUAUCAAAUGUUGGAUCUUCCAUUUUUCGCUUCAAAUCGCUGUUUUUUCGGACUUGAUCGAAUGAAAAGUUAUCAUUAUCGUCAGCCUUUUCUAUUUUCGUUUCAUGAAUCUCUAUUAUGUCAUCGUCUUGACUUUUUUCAUCGUUUGUUGAUAACAUUUCAAGUUCACUGACCAAAUCUUGCUUCUUUAGUUCUAAUUUCAUUAUUUCCGGAUCGUCAAGUUCGUUGUCGUCAUUGUCAUCAUCAUUAUUUUCGUCUUCAGUUACUAUCAUUAAGUCAUUAUUGUCAUCGUCUUGUGAUGAUAUUUCAAUUAUGUCCGGAUCAGGUUUGUUUUUUGUGAAAAAUUCAUUUAUUUUCGAUUGAGUCUUGCCAUCCUUAUAGCUUUGUGUGUCUUUAGUCAAUUUGUUGUUUUUCUUUGAGUUCUUACUAUUAUUAUUAUUCUUUUGUUGAAUCUCAUCCUCCAAUUCAUUAAUUACAUCCUUUCCAUAACGAUCUUUUAAGUCACUUACUAUCGUUUUAUAAUCUCCACCAUGAGAUUUAUGCUUCUGAGGUAUAUGAUUUUUUGUGCCUGUAAACAAUCCACUGGAACUUUUAAUAUUGUGCACCUCCUUUGCAAUAUUUCGUCGAUAAAUGCUGAUUGCUUUACAUGAAUUAAAACAAUUAUAUUCAAUUUCUAUGGCUAUAUCCUCAAGAUCUUUAUAAGCUAAAGGAUGCAAUGGAUUAUCAGGUGGAUUAUAUAGAGCACAUUUUUCCAUAUUAUUCUUUAAAACUGACGUCAAUAGCGUUAAAUUUUGUUCGCGAGUGGAUGUUGUUAAACCAGAAACUUUUGUUUCUGUCGAGCCUGCACUUCUUACACGCGAGAUUGAUGUUGAUUCGUUCAUGCUCAUUGCUGCUGCUGCUUGCAUUUUUCUCAAUGCAAAUUGCUUCUCAAUAAAUGUCCGUUCAGCCUUUCUAUCAGGCUUUUGAUAAGACCCACUUCCGUCACUAUCGUUAUCAUUAUAAUCAUCAAAUCCACCUCUCCUUGAAUUAUGUG